Molecule: messenger RNA, 1470 nt
Organism: Salvelinus fontinalis (brook trout)
Lineage: Eukaryota; Metazoa; Chordata; Actinopteri; Salmoniformes; Salmonidae
Exons: 7
Coding region: 639-1190 (183 amino acids)
Source: RefSeq, a predicted model, not a curated record
GACUAACUUAUUGCACUAUGAGCUUAGUUAAACCGCCGUACCCUAUCAGAACCCCAAAUAUAAGCUUGUUUUACGCCAUUGUUUUUAAAUGUGUAAUUGUGAACUAACACUGUAUACUAUAGCCUCAAAACAUGGCUAAAACUAUCAUGUUGAUGUCAUGGAUGGAUGGUCAGUCGUGCCAUGCCUUCAUAGCGGUCACCUUUCUCCAGCCCCAUCCCUCAGCUGUUUACCAAAUAUAUGUCGAGUUUCUGCUUUGUUGUUUGAACUAUAGUGACUUUCUAAUAAAAUAGCCUCCUCCCCUUAUCGGUCGUCACUAGAUACCACAAAUAUAAAGUCAUCAACCCCGCCUAUUUCUGCAAUUUAUCUUUUUUAAAUGGUGGGUUUAAAUAUAAUAUUUACCCUAAUUUUAACCACACAGCUAACCUUAUGUCAAACCUUAAAUUAAGACCAAAAGACACAUUUUAUUUUUCAAUAAUUUUUGCGAUAUAGCCCAUUUUGACUUUGUAGCUGUGGUAACUAGUGGAAACCCCUUAUUUAUCGCAUGCUGUUUAGUUUCACUUUCUCUUAUUUUAGCGAUUGGGAUAGAAGACUUCAAACCACAACAGAAAAUAAUCCCACAGCUGCAGGUGGCACACAAGAUGAAAUACUACACAGUUGAGACUGGCAAUACUUUGGAUUCUCAUAUUCAGUUUAUGAGACGACUCAACACCACAAGAUGUCUUACGGAAGUGAAGUCGCCAGUGGAGAGUGAUGUCAUCAUGGCUUUCUGUCCCAUCGUCUCCCGCGCCGGGACUGAUAUUGAAGCAGCACUGCAACAGAUUCCAACUGGUAAAGAUGUCAUUAUGGUAGUGCUGCAUCACACCUUCAACCCAGACUCCACUGUACCUGACAGCAGCAGACUAGUGACCAGAAGUGGUGUAAUACUCACAGUGGACUGUCUGUUCCAUGAGAGCCAUGGAGGACUCCUGGAGUGUCCUCGCAAUGAUGCAGCGGUCAGCAGGGUUCUGAAGAAGCUGAAUGUACAGCCAAAGAUUGGAGCUGAAGAACGGAUCAGAAUCCCUGAGCAGAGUAACAUGCUGACCGAACAUUCUGGCUUUUUAGCUGAGCUUCAGAGAAUUGCAAUGUGGGCAGUGUCUUCAGUCUACAACUACCUCUGUAAAGGGCUGUCAUAUGUGAAGUGGCGCUUCUGAGACAAUAAUUAGGUUCCAGUAGUUUCAAAAUCCACGUCCCUCUUCAAGACCUCGUUCCAGAAGUGAUUUUUAAAGCAGUUCCAUUUUUGUACCAACAAUGAAGACAUGAGAAUUGUUUUUAGGGAUUACAUCUUUAAUUUCAUGGUCUACUUAAGAAAAUGUCUUUACCUUUGAUGUUAAGACAAUUUGCAGUUGUAAUGUAUACAAAUUGGGGCCGAUAUUAAACAUUUUCAAAAAAAUGAAUGAAAAAGAAUAAAGAUACAGGAUCUGUGGAAGGGCA